UGCAAGCAAACGCAGAACGUGUAACAUCUUCGAAACGGCAGCGCGCUGAACUUGGAGCACAUUUCAAAUAAAGUACACAAAACACACACAGUGCGGCGCAUUUAAUAUUUUUAUAACAACAAAAUAAACAAGUGGAAGUCAGCGAAAGCCAACACUUGAUACAAUGGGUUGCACCACAGCGAGCGUUAAAAUCAGCAGCAUAGUAGUUAAUGCUAUUUUGGCGCUACUUGCGUUGGGCGCCAUCGGUUGGAUCGCCUACAACUCGGAGACGGAGAGCGAAGAAUUUGUCAUUGCCUCUUAUGUGACUGCGGCCGUGAUAUUGCUCUUUGCUUUUUUGGGCAUUUUCGCUGCCAUACGUGAGUCAGUCUGCCUGACUGCGACAUGCGCUGUCUUUUUGCUGCUGCUGGCUGUGCUGCAAAUUGUGAGCACCUGCAUUGUGCUGCAUCCGCAUGAGAUCAAGAGCGCCCAGACCACUGUGGAUAUGGCCUGGCAGGCCAACAACAUGGACGAGCUGCAGCAGAAGUACGAGUGCUGCGGCAAGGCCAGUGCUCAGGACUAUGUGCACUUGGAUCAGAUCAUUCCGCCCAGUUGCUACAGGAACUUGCAGCAGUCGGCUGACUCGCUCUUCUUGGAGGGCUGCAUCGAGAAGGUGCAAAGCUACUAUGAGGCGGACAAGCUGCGCUUUAUUAUUGUGUCCUGGGUGCUGGUGGCCUUCGAGCUGCUCUGCUUUGUUUUGGCCACGUUCUUGGCCAUUAGUUUCCGCAACAAGCAACGACGCUUGCAAUUUUAAUUAUACGGCCAAACUGGAGUACAAACCAAGCCUGGGCUGCAUAAAUCGCGUAUAAAUCUAAAAGUAUUUUAUUAAUGAUAUACACUAACACGCAAACCAAAAAUAAUUUUAAUUUUCAAUCGCAGUCAUAAGCAAAAGCCUUAAUAACAACUAUAAAUUGCUUCAAACACAACAAUGAACUCUUAAGCUUAGGUAGCUAAUUUAUGUAGCUCUAACUAUUAAUUUAUAAAAAUAAACUAUCUAUACAUGUGUGUGUGCGUA
Drosophila busckii is the source of this 1051-nucleotide messenger RNA. RefSeq names its product protein late bloomer. Gene Ontology annotation, cellular component: membrane. The record is from RefSeq and is a predicted model, not a curated record. The transcript is spliced from 5 exons. NCBI's taxonomy places the organism in Eukaryota, Metazoa, Arthropoda, Insecta, Diptera, Drosophilidae. The coding region runs from base 164 to 790 and encodes 208 amino acids.